Messenger RNA from Arthroderma uncinatum, 1902 nucleotides. RefSeq names its product integral peroxisomal membrane protein. The coding region runs from base 1 to 1902 and encodes 633 amino acids. The transcript has 3 exons. Gene Ontology annotation, cellular component: peroxisomal membrane. The record is from RefSeq and is a predicted model, not a curated record. Gene Ontology annotation, biological process: peroxisome organization. NCBI's taxonomy places the organism in Eukaryota, Fungi, Ascomycota, Eurotiomycetes, Onygenales, Arthrodermataceae.
AUGGCCGCUCUCGACACACCGUGGGUAGAUUCCAUGUCUGCAGAUCCUAGCUCUCAGAAUGACGGUGGUUCCGGGUCCCUCGGCUCCAACGAUGCUCUCCCGCCUACCGUUGCGACCUUCUCGCCCACCAACAUAUCGGGCAAUUCUCUAACGUCGAAGCAGCGGUCUACUAUCAUUGUCCACCGGAAGUCUCCGCUGCUGGUAGCCACCCCUCCUGCGGUCACCCGUGCGCUGGCAUAUUCUCACCCGUUUCUUCUCCCUUUAAACCGACUGGCGGGACUGCUUUCCUGGACCAGCGGGGAUCCGUGGGAGAGCUUUCUCUUGGUUGGCGCCUUCUGGGCCGUUACUUUGCACGGUAGCGCUAUCAUACUAUGGGGAGGGCCGAUAUUGGUGGUAGUUGCGUUGAUUCUGGGGCUAUACUCGCGGCGGUAUUCCCCUCUAUCAUCAACUGGCUUGACCGGCGAGAAACAUGGCCAUAAAAGAGAAGGCUCCGAUGCGUCAUCUAGGCCUCACAAGACUUUGGAUGAGAUUGUCGAAACCCUACGGGAGUUUACGAUGAGGUGUAAUAUUCUACUCGAGCCUCUGCGGGACCUUACCGAUUUCCUUUCUACCCAGCGAACAGCAACGUCGACUACAACUCGGCCUGCGUUAACAGCGUUGUUAACCCGGAUAAUACUCAUUACGCCCGUUUGGAUCCUGUUAACCCUUCACCCAAUCUACCUGAUCACGAUAAAAAGGGUUAUCAUAACCGUCGGUACGAUCAUUUUGACGUGGCACUCGAAACCCGCACGGAUCUUCCGAGUAUUGCUCUGGAGGUCUCUGGCCAUACGGCGCAUUUGUUCAACCAUUACUGGCUUGCAGUACUCUUCUUUACCGCAUAACGACGACCACUCGUCGAAAUCCUCUACCAAAUCCUCUCUUUUAUCAUUAACCCGUUUCCGCUCCAAACAACCAUCACAGCACGGUUCAACAAGGCGUCGGACAAGCUCAUCAGGUGUGAGAUUUACGUUCAUCAUCUAUGAGAAUCAGAGACGAUGGUUGGGCAUCGGCUGGACCUAUUCUCUAUUCGCCUACGAACGGCCGGCGUGGUCAGAUGAGCAUCUGAACCCCGUGCCGCCCAAAGAUGAAUUUGAGCUUCCAGAAGUUCAGGGUAGCAAUUCUAAGUGGCGAUGGGUAGCCGGAAGUGAAUGGCGCAUUGACGGUGCGUCUGAUCCAUCCUCGAAGAAAAAGGGUAAAGGGAACAAGAAUAUAGAGAAUAAAGACGACGGCGGCUGGAUUUAUUAUGACAAUAAGUGGCACGACGGUCGUCGAGGUCAAGACGGCUGGGGAAGGUAUACACGGCGCCGUAAAUGGUGUCGAGAUGCAGAGCUGGUCGAAACAUUCCCAGAUACGGAGUCUUCGGCAGCUCCCUCAAAACGUACACUCGACAACGAAGGGAAAUCCAGUGGUGAUAGCGGGAAAGACGUGAACUCGGGAGAUGAUAAGAACGCCGCCAAAGCUCGCAGGAGACGAUGGUUUGGUAGCACAGACUUCAAAGGGUUCUCAACCGCUGUACCAGAACCUUCCAGCUCGAGCUUACCACAUAAUCUCGAAACAUACUCGACAUCUCCUUCAGCAGCAACGGGGUCUAGCCCGCCCAAGGCGUCAAGCGUUUCUAGCGGCCGUAGCUCGCAGAACAACGGAUCAAUACGAGCUCGGAGCAUCGGCUCUGGGAGCGGUAAACGGCCAGCCAGUGUAAACACCGACGGCGACAGAAAGAGUCAGUCUUCCAGUAUCCGCGAGAAAGAGAUUGAAGAAGCAGAGAACAUGCCUGACAGAUGGGGUAGUCAGUCUGGCAAUGCAGCAGAGAGGGCAGGCAGGGCAUGGGGUUUGGGUGACGAUGCCCAUAUGAGUUUAAGCUGA